AUGUCCCCUUCUCUUCGAGAAGACCUGGACGUGCCGGGCACUGAGCGUCUCGUGGACGUCAAUCACGACCUCAAUGUUGCUCACGCCGGGUCAGACAUUAUCCUCAUCCCUCAACCGACCUCAUGCGGAGCAGAUCCGCUGCGCUGGGCUCGCUGGAAGAAAUACUGGCAACUCUUCCUCGUCUCCUUUUACGCCUGCGCCUUCUCCUUUGCAGAGAACAAUCUCGGCGCAGCAUGGACGAGCAUCAGCGAGCAGACGCACGUCUCCAUUACUGAUCUCAAUGGAGGCGGUGCUCUCAACUAUCUCUUGCUAGGCUUCGUCAACAUUUUCUGGAUCCCCAUUGCCAUGAAAUUUGGUCGACGACUCGUCUUCCUCGCCACCACUGCCAUCUGUCUUGCCGGCACCGUCUGGACGGGCUCGUUCAACGGGACCGGCCAAUGGUUUGGCUCCAACAUUCUCAGCGGCAUUGGCACUGCCGCCUACGAGGCCGUCAUCCAGCUCGUCAUUUUUGACAUUUUCUUUGCUCAUCAACGUGGGCGUAUGCUCGCAGUCUAUAUCUUUGGACAGCAGCUCGGCUCCAUUAUCGGUCUCAUUACUGGUGGAUAUAUCUGUGACACCGUCGGCUGGCGCUGGAGUCAGUAUAUCUGUGCCAUUAUCAAUGCUGUCGUCCUCCUUUCCUUCUUCUUCACUUUCGACGAGACCAUGUUUCCGCGCUGGCUCACUGCUGCUUCUCGAUCAUCUACAGAAAAAGUCAGCGGCCUUGCCUCAGCCAAGGCCGAUGACGUCGAGCGCAACGCUGCCGCUUCUCUACCGCCAUCUCCCCCGUCCGAAACGUCAGACAAUAAGGAAGAAUACGUAGUCGCCAGCGCUCCAUUGGCAUCUCCCGAGGAGUUCUCCAAGCGGCCCUACCUUCGCCGCCUUAAACCUUGGGUCUACUAUCCCCAAGACCAUACCACGUACUGGCAAUACUUUAAGCGGCCCUUUUUCCUCUUUGCGUUUCCAAACAUUUUGAUUUCCGGAAUCAUAUUCGCGUUCGGCUGCACCGCAGGCAUCGUCUCCUUCAACACCAUUUCCGAAAUCAUGACCGAGCCACCAUACAACUGGAAAAGCGGUCCGACGGGACUGCUCUUCCUUGCCGCUCUGGUCGGCAGCAUCGUCGGCUGGGCCACGGGUCUGCUGAGCGACCACGUCGUCAUCUGGCUUGCGCGUCGCAACAACGGUAUCAAGGAGCCCGAGAUGCGGCUGUGGACUCUGUCUCUGUCCGUUGUGUAUGCUGCUCUCGGCUACCAAUUGUACGGAUGGGGCGCAGAACAGGGGCUCAAUUGGUUUAGUAUUGCGUUUGGAAUUGGUGCCAUGAUUGCCCAGCAGGUCUCUGCCACUUCGAUUGCAACUGCAUACGCAAUGGACUGCUUCUCCGGCAUAUCCGGCGAACUGGUCGUCGUGCUGGCGCUCUGCUCCUCGUGUAUCAACUUCGCCAUUUCCUACUCCACGCAGCCCUUCCUCGACCGCGUCGGAUACGGCUGGCUGUUCUUCUUCUACGGCAUUCUUGUCGUCUUGUCAAACCUGGCUGCCUUCCCCGUCAUUGUGUACGGCAAGGCCUGGCGGAAACGGUGCAUGCCGCGGUAUCAAGAGUUUUUGGGGCAGCGCGUUGGGUAUUAUUAGUUGCGGUAUUGAAGUCGCCUGUGCUGAUCUUGUUUUUCUUUUCGCUCAUUUAUCUAUUUUCAAUUCGGCUCAUUUAUUAAUUUUACCAAAGGUGAUCAUGUUGGUUUUGAAUGUUCGCGUUGCGGCGCAGUAUGAUUUAUGUUUGUUUGCUUUUGACAUGCGACCUCGAAAGACUCUUUACUAUUUCUGCGUCCUUCAUACUUAUGAUUAUUACUACUUCUGGCAGGUAUAUACCAUAUACCAUUGAUACUUUGACAAAUGAUGACGAGAUUCACGAAUACAAAUGACGC
Messenger RNA from Xylona heveae TC161, 1952 nucleotides. Its product is annotated as MFS general substrate transporter. Gene Ontology annotation, molecular function: transmembrane transporter activity. The transcript has 4 exons. The record is from RefSeq and is a predicted model, not a curated record. Gene Ontology annotation, biological process: transmembrane transport. The coding region runs from base 1 to 1662 and encodes 553 amino acids. NCBI's taxonomy places the organism in Eukaryota, Fungi, Ascomycota, Xylonomycetes, Xylonales, Xylonaceae.